AUGCGCAUUUGGUCAUGGCUGCCAUGUGCUUGUAUCGGGGAUAUGCAGUACUACUCAUGGAAGCCGCGCAACUGUGGAGGGCGCACAAUACGAUUCUCGCCAGCCAAGUUCUUGAUGCGGAUGCGCAACAAGGUGAUAGCGAUGGUGGGCGACUCGCUCAUGUACGAAGGCUUCCUUCCCUCCAUGCUCUGCCAGAUCCACCGCGUGUCGGCGGUGAGCAAGGUGACGGACGACGGGCUGAGCAAGUUCGUGUGGCGCGUGGCGGCAUACAACGUGACCAUCGUCAACUACUGGAGCCCCUUCCUCAUGGCCUACUCCACUCAGAACGACGUGCUGCGCCGCAUUAAAGUCACCAACCCCGGGCUGGGCGACACGGCCGUCAACCUGCACACGUUCGACCCCACGUGGUUCGACAAGGUCGGGCGGUUCGGCAUGGUGGUGUUCCAGUCCGCGACGCACUGGCCGCACGCCAAGACGUGGCUGCGGCGAUUCUUCGUGAACCGCAAGUGGCAGCUCAUCAAGCCCGAACCCAACACCGUGCAGGCCUACAAGAUGGCGUUACGGCGGCUGGCGCGCACGUUCGACGCGAAGAGCGUGAAGCGGUGGCGGCUGCCGCCCAUGUACUUCCUCUCCGCGCCGCCGCGCCUCGCCGGCUGCCAGGGCGCCAAGACUCCCAGCUCUCCGCAGAUGUACUCGUUCUUUGAGCGCAACAACUCGCAGAGCCGCGUGUGGUACCCGUCGCAGGCAAACGUGUUCAAGGGCAGCCGCACGAUCCGCCUCAUAGACAUCACGCACCCCUCGCUCUUCCGCUCCGACGCCAUGAUCGCCGCGCAGCGCCGCAAAUCGCAGGACUGCUUGCACCCCUGCAUGCCCGGCCUGCCCGACACCUGGGUCGACCUCUUCUAUGAAACGUGGCGCCGCGAACACGGCGUUGCGUGA
Molecule: messenger RNA, 939 nt
Organism: Closterium sp. NIES-65
Lineage: Eukaryota; Viridiplantae; Streptophyta; Zygnematophyceae; Desmidiales; Closteriaceae
Source: the annotation of a GenBank genome assembly